AUGGGCCUGGGCCGCGCUCGGCUCCCCCUGUUUGCUCUCCUGGCCCUAGCUCUCCGAGCCCCAGAUCCUGGAUUAACCCAAGCACUGACUCCCCCCCGCCAGGUGAAUGGGAUUGUGGGAGGCUCAGUCGUGCUGUCUGUGGAUCUAUCCCCCGGGAGAAAGGUGAAAGAAAUCGAAUGGAGCUUUCGUGCUGCGUCAGGUGUGACGCUCCAGCUGGCUGAGUUCAGUGGGGGGAAGUUUGAGCGACCCGAUCCCAACGACAGAUUUAAGCAGAGGCUAGAAAGGUACAACGAGACCUCGCUGAGGAUCAAGGCUCUGGAACUGGGCGAUCGUGGAGUUUAUGAGGCCCGGAUUAAGAUAGUACCAGCAACUGUGGAGGAACAGGCCUUUCGCCUCGCGGUCUAUGAGCCCGUUCCAGCGCCGGAGAUAGAGAGUCACUUGCUCUCCAGCACGGCAACUGGGUGCAAUGUCACUCUCCAGUGUCAGGUGUCUGGCAGGGAAGAGGUUAACGUCGUCUGGAGUAGAGGGAACCCACCCCGAGACCUGGGCGAUUCCAAGCGGUACCAGCUCAGCCCGGAUGGCAGAACCCUUCACCUGUCUCUGCAGCCCAACCUCACGGACUCUACCUUCACCUGCACGGCCAGCAACCCCGUGGACCAGAAAAACAUCUCUCUUGACCUGCAGAGCAUCUGCCAAAGCAGUGGAGCGGCUCCCAGUCCUUGCCAUUGGAAAGCCAUUAUUGGGGCGCUGUUCCUGGGACUUGAGAUCAAUGCCAUGGUCCUUGUGAACCUGGUGCACAGAAAAAUGCCGUAACGCUGGCGGUUGGGCUGGAACCUCGUAUCGCAGACACCUGACGAGAAGGUGGACGGGGACUGACGGGGAGGCGGGGGGAGCAGGCUAUCGGGUGAAAUCCUGGCCCCGGUGAAGUCAAUGGGAGUUUUGCCAAUGACUUCUGUGGAGUCCGGAUUUCACCCCCAGGUGUAGCGUGGUCCCCAGACUCUCCAGUGAAAUGCACCUGUUCAUCAGAGAAUUGUCCGAGCAAGCUUUGUCUAAAGGAGGUGUUUCUCCACGGUAAAGAGAAAUAAAAGUGCCGGAUAUUUGAAAGUA
Molecule: messenger RNA, 1107 nt
Organism: Emys orbicularis (European pond turtle)
Lineage: Eukaryota; Metazoa; Chordata; Testudines; Emydidae
Product: SLAM family member 8-like
Exons: 4
Coding region: 1-813 (270 amino acids)
Source: RefSeq, a predicted model, not a curated record